Molecule: messenger RNA, 9507 nt
Organism: Sarcophilus harrisii (Tasmanian devil)
Lineage: Eukaryota; Metazoa; Chordata; Mammalia; Dasyuromorphia; Dasyuridae
Gene: IGSF9B
Product: immunoglobulin superfamily member 9B
Exons: 20
Coding region: 247-4566 (1439 amino acids)
Biological process (GO): cell-cell adhesion
Molecular function (GO): protein binding
Source: RefSeq, a predicted model, not a curated record
GCUCUGCCUUUGCUUGUAGUGCAGGUGCUGCCGCCGCUGCCUGGAUAAGGGUAGAGAGAGGGGCUGCGCUAGGAAAGGAGGGAUGGAGAGAGAGGAGGAGAGGCAGCCAGAAGAAAGGAGCAGGACAUGAGAGAGGGCGUCCGGGGGGCUCCUUGACACCGCUUUGGGGCCGGGGCAUGAUAAGUCUGCGCAAAGAGGAGCACUUUUGAGAUAUGAUGACGCUCUUGGCUGGCGGGCGGUAGUACUAUGAUUUGGUAUGUGGCCACUUUGAUAGCAAGUGUGAUCAGCACCAGAGGUCUUGCAGCUCAAGGUGCCCACGGCCUGCGGGAGGAGCCUGAAUUUGUGACUGCGAGGGCUGGCGAGGGUGUUAUUCUGAGAUGCGAUGUGAUCCACCCUGUGACGGGACAACCUCCCCCCUACGUGGUCGAAUGGUUCAAGUUUGGGGUUCCCAUCCCCAUAUUCAUCAAGUUUGGCUACUAUCCCCCGCACGUGGACCCUGAGUAUGCAGGCCGGGCCAGUCUUCACGAUAAGGCGUCCCUUCGGCUGGAGCAGGUGCGCUCAGAAGACCAGGGUUGGUACGAGUGCAAAGUGCUCAUGCUGGACCAACAAUACGACACUUUCCACAAUGGCAGCUGGGUGCAUCUCACCAUCAAUGCACCCCCUACCUUUACGGAGACGCCCCCACAGUAUAUCGAGGCUAAGGAAGGAGGCAGCAUCACCUUGACCUGCACAGCCUUUGGGAACCCAAAGCCCAUUGUCACUUGGCUCAAGGAAGGGACUCUCCUUGGGGCUAGUGGGAAAUUCCAGGUGAGUGAUGGGAGCCUGACUGUGAAAUCUGUCAGUCGGGAUGACAGAGGGGCUUACACCUGUCGAGCUUAUAGCAUACAGGGAGAGGCUGUCCAUACCACCCACCUGCUUGUCCAAGGACCUCCCUUCAUCGUUUCCCCUCCAGAGAACAUCACUGUCAACAUAUCCCAGGAUGCAUUGCUCACCUGCCGGGCUGAGGCGUAUCCCGGCAACCUAACCUACACCUGGUACUGGCAGGAUGAAAACGUCUACUUCCAGAAUGACCUAAAGCUCAGAGUAAGAAUACUAAUUGAUGGAACGUUGAUCAUCUUCCGGGUGAAGCCAGAGGAUGCGGGAAAGUAUACGUGCGUCCCUAGCAACAGUCUGGGCCGGUCCCCCUCAGCCUCAGCAUACCUGACAGUGCAGUACCCAGCCCGUGUCCUCAAUAUGCCACCAGUAAUAUAUGUGCCGGUAGGAAUACAUGGUUACAUCCGCUGCCCCGUAGACGCUGAGCCACCUGCCACCCUGGUCAAAUGGAAUAAAGACGGCCGUCCCCUGCAGAUUGAGAAGAACCUGGGUUGGACCCUGAUGGAGGAUGGCUCUAUCCGCAUUGAAGAGGCGACGGAGGAGGCUCUCGGCACUUAUACCUGUGUGCCUUACAACACCCUGGGGACAAUGGGUCAGUCUGCUCCUGCACGGCUUGUCCUGAAGGAUCCCCCCUACUUUACGGUGCUACCGGGCUGGGAAUAUAGGCAAGAGGCUGGCAGGGAGUUACUCAUCCCCUGUGCUGCGGCAGGAGACCCCUUCCCCGUCAUCACCUGGAGAAAGGUAGGGAAGCCCAGCAGAAGCAAGCACAAUGCCCUGCCCAGCGGGAGUCUUCAGUUCCGCGCCCUAAGCAAGGAGGAUCAUGGAGAGUGGGAGUGCAUUGCCACCAACGUGGUCACCAGCAUCACUGCCAGUACACACCUCACAGUAAUUGGCACCAGCCCUCAUGCCCCCAGCAGCGUCCGGGUCCUUGUCUCCAUGACGACUGCCAAUGUGUCCUGGGAGCCAGGCUAUGACGGCGGCUAUGAUCAGACAUUCUCAGUUUGGUACGGCCCUCUGAUGAAGCGGGCCCAGUUUGGGCCUCAUGACUGGCUGUCACUGCCAGUACCUCCUGGACCAAGCUGGCUACUGGUGGACACUUUGGAACCUGAGACAGCCUACCAGUUCAGUGUCCUGGCACAAAACAAGUUGGGCACUAGCUCAUUCAGUGAGGUGGUCACUGUGAACACUUUAGCAUUCCCUAUCACAACUCCAGAACCCCUGGUGCUGGUUACCCCACCAAGGUGCCUCACAGCCAAUCGGACCCAGCAGGGUGUACUCCUAUCCUGGCUCCCACCCGCCAACCACAGCUUUCCCAUUGACCACUACAUCAUGGAGUUCCGCAUUGGAGAGCGCUGGGAGAUUCUUGAUGAUGCGAUCCUGGGUACUGAUGGAGACUUUUUUGCUAAGGACUUGUCACAGGACACUUGGUACGAGUUCCGAGUUCUGGCUGUCAUGCAGGAUUUGAUCAGUGAGCCCAGCAACAUUGCCGGCGUCUCCAGUACAGACAUCUUCCCACAGCCUGAUCUGACGGAUGAUGGGCUAGCCCGCCCUGUGCUGGCUGGCAUUGUGGCAACAAUCUGCUUCCUGGCAGCAGCCAUCCUUUUCAGCACUUUGGCCGCCUGCUUUGUCAACAAACAGCGUAAGCGCAAGCUCAAACGCAAAAAAGAUCCUCCGCUCUCCAUCACUCAUUGCAGGAAGAGCCUGGAGUCUCCUUUAUCUUCUGGAAAAGUGAGUCCUGAGAGUAUCCGGACACUAAGAGCCCCAUCAGAAUCCUCCGAUGACCAGGGCCAGCCCGCAGCUAAGAGGAUGCUGAGCCCCAGCCGGGAGAAGGAGCUGUCCUUAUACAAGAAGACCAAGCGGGCUAUCAGCAGCAAAAAGUACAGCGUAGCCAAAGCGGAGGCGGAGGCGGAGGCCACCACCCCUAUCGAGCUCAUCAGCCGUGGCCCUGAUGGCCGGUUUGUGAUGGAUCCCACCGACAUGGAGCCCUCAAUGAAGACCCGGCGCAUUGAAGGCUUUCCCUUUGCAGAGGAGACUGACAUGUACCCGGAGUUCCGUCAAUCAGAUGAGGAAAAUGACGACCCACUAGUGCCCACCUCGGUGGCUGCCCUCAAAUCUCAGCUGACCCCUCUGUCAUCCAGCCAAGAGUCCUACCUGCCGCCACCAGCAUACAGUCCCCGGUUCCAGCCCCGGGGGCUGGAAGGUCCCAGUGGUCUGGAAGGUCGGCUCCAGGCCACGGGCCAGGCCCGGCCCCCAGGCCCCCGGCCCUUCCACCAUGGCCAGUACUACGGUUACCUCAGCAGUAGCAGCCCUGGGGAAGUGGAGCCCCCGCCCUUCUACAUGCCUGAAGUAGGCAGCCCCCUGAGCUCCGUCAUGUCAUCCCCACCCCUGCACACUGAGGGGCCUUUCGGUCACCCCACCAUCCCCGAGGAGAACGGCGAGAAUAACUCCAACAGCACGCUGCCCUUGACUCAGACACCCACGGGAGGCCGCUCCCCAGAGCCCUGGGGCCGACCGGAGUUUCCUUUCGGUGGCCUGGAGUCCCCAGCCAUGAUGUUCCCCCACCAGCUGCACCCCUGCGAUGUGGCAGAGAGCCUGCAGCCAAAGGCCUGCCUUCCCCGGGGACUGCCCCCCACCUCCCUCCAGGUGCCCGCGGCCUACCCGGGUAUCCUAUCUUUGGAGGCACCAAAGAGUUGGGCAGGCAAGUCACCUGGCAGAGGUCCAGUCGCAGUGCCCGCCGCCACCAAGUGGCAGGACAAACCUAUGCAACCUCUGGUGAGCCAAGGGCAGCUCAGACAUACCAGCCAAGGCAUGGGCAUACCGGUGUUGCCUUACCCCGAGCCGGCCGAGCCCGCGGGUCAUGGCGGCCCAAGCACAUUCAGCCUGGACACCCGGUGGUAUGAGCCCCAGCCUCGGCCCAGGCCCAGCCCCCGGCAGGGUAGGCGAGCCGAGCCCAGUUUACAUCAAGUGGUGCUACAGCCCUCGCGGCUCUCGCCUCUGACCCAAAGUCCCCUAAGCUCCCGAACCGGCUCCCCGGAGCUCGCGGCCCGGGCGAGGCCCCGCCCUGGCCUCUUGCAGCAGGCAGAAAUAUCGGAGAUAACCCUACAGCCACCCGCCGCAGUCAGCUUCUCCCGCAAGUCCACGCCAUCCACGGGUUCCCCUUCCCAGAGCAGUCGGGGUGAUAGCCCCAGUUAUCGGCCGGCCAUGGGCUUCACCACCCUGGCCACCGGCUAUCCCUCCCCGCCCCAGGGCCCUGCCGGGCCUGCGGACAACCUGGAUGUGUUCGGACAGACGGCCUCCCCCAGGAGGAUGGGGGAGGAGCUGCUCAGACCAGAGCCCCCACCAACAACCUUAUCCACUUCAGGAACACAUCCAUCUGCACCCGGGAAUUCUGCUGCACCUGAGAGGCUUGAAGCUCUUAAAUACCAACGGAUAAAGAAGCCCAAAAAGUCAACCAAGGGCUCCUCGAAAUCCAAAAAGCGAUCCGACGGUUCUGCUUCCCAGGUUCAGCAACUUCCUAACUCUCAGGUACUGUGGCCCGACGAAGCUGUCUGCCUCCGAAAGAAGAAGAGACACUCUCGUCCUGAUCCCUUUGCCCGCCUCUCAGACCUAUGUCAUCGCCAGCUUGCUGAGGAUCAGACAGCCAUUCUCAACAGUGUGGACCAUGAUGACUCAGGCCACGCCACCUUGCUGUAGCUUAGCACCAACUGUAAAGGUUCUAAGGGCAAGAAAAUUGGUUAGGGGGAUGGGGAGCAGAGGGGAAAGUGAUCUAUAUGAAAUAUGUGGGGGGUGGGGGGGUGGAUAGAAUGGGUUUGACUGACAUGGCAUGCGGGUAAAUUUGCUUCUUCCAUCAGUAAAUGGCUUGCCUUGAAUUUUUGUUGUGGGAAUUGUGCAAAUCUUUACUCCAAUCUGGACCAUUUCCUUCCUCUUCUCCUUUUGGACAAAAUUCUCAAACCCUUGAUCAGUUGGUCUCACUCACAGGGCAGAGGGAGGGAUGAGAGAACUGUGAGUGGAGGGUGUGUGAAGUAAUUUGGGAACAGGGAAAGAGCUCCCUAGAUAGAUUUUUCUCACCUUUUCAAGUUACCUUUGGGAGGGUUAAGGAAGAAGAGGAAGUCAAAUGUCUCCAUUUCUCUCCUCCUCUUUUUCAGUUUUUCAAAUCCUGGAAGAUGUCUGGGUUUCCCAUCUCCCCCUCAACUUUCAAGCUUAUAUAUAUAUUUAUAUAUAUCUGUGUGUGUGUGUGUGUGUGUGUGUGUACACAGAGAGAGAGAAAUACAGAUCUAUGUGAUGUGUAUGUUUCUGUAUGUAUACAAAUAUAUAUAUAGAUAUAUAUGAUCAGAUUGGUGGGUCAUACAGAUUUAAAUGCUACAGAUCUUUCUGUGAUGUAUGAAGGAGAUGAAGGGGGAAAGACAGCUGACAACUGAGUAUCUGGGGGUGAAUGGGAUGCUCUAGUGUCUAUCUCUGGAUUAUUCCUCCUUUCAAUGAAACCCACAUGUUCCUGGCAAAAUCUACCAUUUGUCUUUGCUACUUUUUCUAAUGCAGAAGAGGUAUGGACCAUUGCUAUGUUUGCCAACCAUCAUCCCUACCUCCUCCCUUCCUACUUUUCCUAGCCCCUAGGUAAAGGAAAUGUUUUGGCAAGGGGCCUGGCUGGUGUCUUCCUUCCAUCCACAGUCCAGCCAAGGCUCCUGAGGCUCAGACAGGAAGGCCUCUGGGUACAAACUCCAUCUCAUUCUUCAUUUCCUCCUUAGUCUUUCCAGGGCUCCAAGCCCAGUGGCUGAAGGGUCCCUUGCUUGACAGCCUGUCUACUAUGCUGAGUGCCAGGUUGCCUCAGCUCUAUUUAUAUCCUCUUUCCAGCAUUGUAGCACCCUCCCAAGUGCUACUUCAGACCAGCUGGUAGGAUUCUUUCUCCCAUUCUGUGGGAGAUAAAAACCCCAGACUGACUGAUCUCCACUCGUGCAGCACUUCCAAGUGUUCACCAAGAUCUUCCUCUGCCUUGUGGUAAAACUUCCUCCCUAAUCUCUGGCUCAAAUGGAACAACAUCAGGUGAAUCCUGAAGGCCCGAGGUUUCUUGAUUUUCAGUGGGAUGGGGGGAAUCAUCUGACUUCCCCUGUCUCAGUUCUGUUCUGCUGGAGAUGGCCUUGGCCAUCUUAGCCCCAGGGAGGGACAUGUUCUCUGAUCUACCUUUUGCCAAAAUAUUGUCUGUCCAGACCGUUAGUUUCUGGCAGCUUUUGUGGAGUUGUCUUGGGGUUGCUUACAGUGUAUCACUUCCAAAAUAGUAAGCUGCUAGCCAAGAGCAAGACAGGAUGCCCUGAUGGUGGUGAAGGUGGGUGGUGGUGGGGUUGUUUCUUUCUCCUUUUGGCAGAGAAAGGGGAUUGUUACCUCACCUUAGCCAAAAGACCACUGGGCAUCUUCUUGGUGCUGUUGUCUUGGUGCAUUUUUAGGGUCCCAGCUUCUCCUUCAACUCCUACUUGGAUGUCAAGUUCUGGAGUAAUAAAAUCACCAGGUUUCAUUCCACCUGGUUUGAUGACCGUUGCCAAUAGCUGGGCCCUAGAGCAUGGACCUGAAUAUAGGGACUGGUCCUCCCAGAGCUGGGCAGUUGCAACUGCCCUGGGGCUUUUAAAUUGGAGGAGAAUCUGUCUCCCCCACUAUUGUGACAGGCCCCUGGUGCUUCUGCUUUCCAGCACAGUGGGCCAACCUUACCUUUGGGUAGGGUUCAGCUGAAGCAAUUCAAGUCACAAUUAAUUUCUAACCAAGACAAGCCUGGAAUGAAAGGGAUGGGGAGAAGGCAGGGUUCUCCUGGCUAUCUCUGGUUUCCACUGUCUGAGAUACUUGUAUUUUUGUUUGGCAAACCUGGAUUCUGGAUGAUGCUUCCAUCUUGCUUCAUCCAAAUCCUUUCUACCCUUAGGUAUCAGGGUAGCUGGUCUUCCCCAGUGAGGUCCUAGAGAAAACAAAGAAGAGAAAACUGGAUGGUCCUGUCUUUAAUCAGGAAGCAGUUGGACCUCUGCCACUGUGCCAUCUGUGUCCUUUAUUUUAGUGUAGUACUGAGUGAUCUCAGGAUGUGAGCGUCACCGAUGUAUUAAGAAGCAGGCAUAGAAUCAUGUCUUAGUUAAGGCUGGGUGAAUCCUUUGCUUGCACUCUGCCUGUACACAUUUGCUUUUCUAGGAAUAGGAAGCCUAGGUUACCCUUCUACAGACUUGGACACCAAUAUCGAUGAGAUCAAAACUUCCUGGCCACUUUUUUUUAAAAACUUCAAAAAUGACAAUUAGGUUCUGAACAACAAAGCCAUCCAAAGAAAGGAAGGGGUUAAAACUAGGUCCAAGGGAGAGGUAACAUGGGAAAGGACUGAAUAUAGUAAAUGGUAGGAAAUUUAAGUGAAUGGGGAAAGUUGAAACAUCUGAAAGAUGAACCUUGCUGUAUUCCCUGGAGUUUAGACUAAUCUAUCCUGUAAAUUCUGAAUCCUGGAGUCAGCUUAAAUAUCUUUCAGAAUGAUGGUCGUUUUUUUUUUUUUUUUUGUUUUUUUUUAAAGCAUGAUUGAUAAGGAGUAAACUACCUGUAAGGAAGCCUCCUAUAGCACCAGUUGUAAACCUGCCAAAACCCUAUCAUGCCCCUAAUAUAUUGGAGACAUAUUUCUUGCAUCAUCCUAGCAAAGGGUCCCUUUCUGACUGGGAAGUGUGUGAAUCCCAGCAGUUUCUUGAUUUCUAGUAUGCUUUGUUGCUAUUUCCUGUGGGAGAGGGAGUGUCUGGACUGUUUGUAGCUAAGAAGCUACAGGUAGUAAUCUUUGUGUUGAAUAGCUGAAGAGGAGCACAGGGAGCGUCUAUAGAAUGUAGUCAGAACUCACUGGGCUGGGAGUGUAUGCUUCUUUGAGAGCCUAUGACUUUCUGAUGCUAUGUAGCAUCAUCCUGCUUAUCUCUGGGCUUGCUUUGGGGCUAAAGAGUCUUUAAGGUUCUGUUCUGCUCCUUGUUUGGUUGAGCCAAGCAGAGGGAAUCAUGGGGAGAGGGGAACGUAAGCAGCCACUUGAUAGGCUGUUGAAUGCCAGUUUCCUUUGGGAUCUCUUGAGGUGAUUUCGGAGCCCAGUUUAAAAAGAAGAAAAAUGCUUUGGUUUUCUUUGGGGUAGAGGAAAUGAAUGUUUCAAGACACUGGACCUCUCGAAUGAGCCUGUGGGCUUUUAUUUCUUUUUGGCAGGGAGUUAAGUGUGCAUAAAUACAUGCAUCCAUGCGCACAUGGACACAUGCAGAUCUGUUCAUCCCGUAUUUCUGAGGAAAGGUUGGCCAGAAAGUUGGGCCUCUCUCUCCUUACAAAGGUGCUGAUCCCAUCUCUUCUUGCUGGCGGAUUCCUUUUCCCUCAGCACAUCGGGCCAGACAGGAUUGGAUGCUGUUCUCUGUGCUAGCUGCUAAAUUUCGUGUGCUUUAGUAUCUCAUGACUAGGGAAGAAACACAUGGCCAUCCUCUGCCAACUUCCCAGGGCAGGGGAGUUUUAUAGAGUGGACUUUGGAGAGCUUCCUUGAGAGCAGCUUCUUCUCUCACUGCUUGGCUGCUGCUUUAGACCUUCCUUUAAGGAUCUGAACUGGGGUGGCUCAGCAGGGAUGCAGAGUGGUUUGCUGGCCUUUUUACUUGGAGGGUAUGUGUGUGUGUGUGUGUGUGUGUGUGUGUGUGUGUGUGUGCUCAUAUAUGAAUGUCUAUCUCCAAACUUCCUUUCAUGUCCUCUUCGUUGUCCCUGGAAGAUUAAAGUAGCAUUAGAUUUCCAAGUAUAUCCAAGAUCCUACUCUACUUUAUAAAAAACAAUCCUACUAUACUUGAGAUAUAGAAUUCUUGCCUAUCAUCUUGUAGGGUCUUAAUGUCUUGCAGGGUAGAAGGUACUUUGGGGGCAGUCCUUCCUGAGUCUCAAAUAUUGAUCUUUCUCUUUUCUUUUUCUUUAUAAUAUCCCUAACUUCCACUGCUUCAACUUUAUUGUUGAAGAGGAUUGAGCUAGGGAAAAAAAUAAAAUAAGAUCCCUAAGGAUCUUCAAGCAAGAAACACAGGAGAGUGGAUCUGAACCCUUGACUGUUUAAGGAGAGGAAACAGCAAUUGAGGAGGAGGUGGCAAAAACCAACGGCACCCCAAUUUUUCUCCUCAUUAUCUGAUUACUAGAUGAGGUAUGUUUUUUGGUCCAUUGGUGAGGGAAUAUGGGUCUGUGUCCCACACAGGUGCUAGAACAUUCGUUUCAAAGGUAGGGCUGUGAGUACUGAGACACCAUUUCCUUAACUGAGGUGUGCCUUGAUCCCAAUAAGUUCACUGGGUUAGUGCCCCCCCUUCCAUUGAGGAGAGGAUAGUCCCACAGGUAACGUCUGGGAAGGCUGGUGGAUGGUUUUGGGGGUUUCCCUCUCCUCUAUUCUGUGUUAACAUUUUCUAUUUGGUAUUCUCUAGCAUGGAGUCAGUUUCUGUGCUGUCUAUUAACUCUUUCCUUUUAAGGAAAAGAGGGUGGGGAGUUUCAAAAUUUUUGGUACUAGUACAUGUAUUUAAAGCAGUGGGCUUCUCAAAAGGAGGGAAUGAAUGCAGGAAGCAGCAAUUUUUGCUUCUUGACACCUCCCAGGAUUCAAACCUGGGAAUGAGGUUUGUUUUCUUGGUUGGGGGCAAAUCCCUUCUAGUCUUUUUAGGAAGUUUU